This is a messenger RNA of Hemicordylus capensis (graceful crag lizard), 3510 nucleotides long. It is a transcript of the gene CDR2, whose product is annotated as cerebellar degeneration related protein 2. Bases 303 to 1682 code for a protein of 459 amino acids. NCBI's taxonomy places the organism in Eukaryota, Metazoa, Chordata, Lepidosauria, Squamata, Cordylidae. The record is from RefSeq and is a predicted model, not a curated record. The transcript has 5 exons.
GCGGAGUUACCAUUGGCUCCUCUCGGGGCGGUCUCGGCGUGUCUCCCCGUUUUGAACUGCGGCCGCCCGAGGCGUCGUCGCUGCCACGUUGCGAUUCCUUCCUCGGCAAUGCCGGGCCCUGUGACGGGGGGAGCUGCUGCUGCUCUUCGGCGGAGUCCGGAGGCGCUCGGGAAGCCUCGGGAGCGGGUUUAAAGGAGCCGCCGCCGGAGGGGGAGCGUGGGCGCCAGGAGGCGAGGCGAGGCAAGGCAAGCAGGGCUCGCUCGCGGACACAUCGCGGCGGCGGCGGCAGCGGGGUAGCCGCGAUGCUGGCCGACAGCCUGGUGGAGGAGUUCGAGAUCCGCGAGGAUGAGCCCUGGUACGACCAGCAGGACCUGCAGCAAGAUCUCCAUCUUGCUGCUGAACUCGGGAAGACACUAUUGGAUCGGAAUACAGAGCUGGAGAGCUCUCUACAGCAGAUGUAUGCCACUAAUCAGGAGCAACUGCAGGAGAUCGAGUAUCUUACCAAGCAGGUGGAACUUCUGCGCCAGAUGAAUGACCAGCAUGCCAAAGUCUAUGAACAGCUUGAUAUCACUGCCAGGGAACUAGAAGAUACUAAUCAAAAACUAGUUUCUGAUAGCAGAUCCUCGCAACAAAAGAUAUUAAGUUUGACUGAGACGAUUGAAAAUCUCCAAACACACAUCGAUGACCUCCAGAGACAAGUAGAGGAGUUGAAGAAUUCUGGACACAUCCAUGUGAACCGCGAGAGGCCUGAACAGCCAAGAUCCGUCCACAGCUUUUCUUGUCUAAAGGAAUUGUAUGACCUUCGCAAGUAUUUUGUUUAUGACCACAUUUUUGCAGAAAAAAUUGCUUCUAUGGAUAAUCAGCCAAGUCCUCUAGAGGAAGAAAACCGGAACUUAAAAAAGGCAGUGACACUCUUGCAAGCCCAGCUCAACCUGGAGAAAGAGAAGAGGAUGACAAUGGAGGAAGAGUACAGUCUGAUGCUGAAGGAGAACUGUGAUCUUGAGCAGAGACUGGUGGAUGUCGAUCUCUACCGAGCCAGAGCUGAAGAGCUGGAGGUGGAAGUGGCCGAAAUGCGGCAGAUCUGUCAGUCUGAGAACACAUUUGUUAAUGGGGUGGAAAAGCUUGUUCCAGAGUCCUUUUUUGUUUCCUUUAAAGACUCUCUAGAGCGAGAACUCAGUCGGAGCCCUUCAAAUAAUGGGGUGGCGUUGCCUUGUCCCGAGCCUGACAAAAGGGCUCUGAAAAGAAGCAGCAGUGAGACCUUUCUGGGCAGCGCUGGAGGUGGAGACCUUCUGAAGGGCCAUGAAGAAACUUGCAUCCGGCGGGCGGAAGCUGUGAAGCAAAGGGGCAUCUCCCUGCUUAACGAGGUUGAUGCGCAGUAUAAUGCUUUGAAAGUCAAGUAUGAGGAACUCCUGAAGAGAUGUCAAAUAGAUGAAGAGUCUCUGAAACACAAGGCAGUACAGACUUCUAGACAGUAUUCCAAAGAUGUAAAUGUGGGAAACGUAACCUUGGACAUGCGUGCUAAAGAAUCUGGAUCCACAACUGCUGACCUAGCCACCUUAUCUUCAAAUACUCCUCCUGAAUACAAAAUUCUCUUUAAAGAAAUCUUUAGUUGCAUCAAGAAAACCAAACAGGAAAUAGAUGAGCACAGAGCAAAGUAUAACUCUCUCUCUCCUCUGUCUUAACAUCUUUGGUGUUCCCCUAUUGAAGUAUAUCUGUAUUGUCCUAGAAAACAAUUGCUCUUGAAGUACCACUCUUACGUGUCAUAUGACAGACGACGUUGCAUGUCUAUUCUCCCAGGGCGUGUCUAGGUUGCCUUUUGUGGAAGUUGUGGAAUGGGUUGGGUCCAUUUGAUUAGUUGUAUGAAUUUGGAACACUAUUGCUUUCACCAAAUGAAAAACUGAUUCACUCGGGACCAGUUAGUUAUGUUGAUGAUAAACCUGCAAAUUUAGUGCUGUAUGAAUCCGUUGGCCACUUGGUACUAGUAAUCUAUUUCAGUCUGCUAGAGAAAUAAGAUCCAAGUUUUAGCUGUAUGUACAGGGUUGCCCAAGUCUUAGGAAGAAUCUGAACCCAGACCUGUGAUGAUUCUUCUGGAAAGAAAACUUUUGUAAUGUUUUAUAAACCUACCACUGAACAUGGCCAAAAUUAAGAGUCUGACACUUUAAAAAAAUGUUAUUGGAUAUGUCAUAAGCAGUCAUGACCUUCACUGUUUAGCAGUAUGAAUGCUAACUAGAUCUUACUGUUUGACUGGAUUGGCAUGUCUUUCUGAAUACCCAGUCUGGCCUCUGUCUUAAGGUCAGAAUUGUUCCUAGUGGAAAGAAAUGUCCAUGCGCAUGCAUGUGUGCGCGCACACAUCUUUUUGGCAAGCAUUCUUUGUGUGUUCUGUUUAGGUUUGAGGAUAAGCAAGCCCAGUUUCUAGGUCUGGGUGGGUUUUCAGAAGUCUGUUGAAAGUAGAGCCUGUUCUCUGGAACUUGGCCGCUGGCCAUACGUCUGCAUCCUGAGAUGUCUCUUCUGCUGCCUAAACAGUUUGCGUGCUCAUCUUGUAUUUUGGACCAAGCAAGAAUUUAACUAAGUACUUGAUAACAUCUCUUUAAGGGGUGCUGUGAGUGUAAUGCAAAGUAAAACAUGGCCAAGGACUACUUCCCAGGAGGGCUCUAACUUCAUAACAAAUGGAAACAGGUUUCUAUUUCUGUGCCCACUCUUCAAAAAUUUAUGUAGCUAUUUUUAAGCCCAAAUGUGUACAUGUUGCACGGCUUGAACCAGUAACCAUUUUUCCCCACAGAGUGAAACACUGUUGAAAUAGCAGUGUGAAAGGAAUGAUGUGGUGGUGAAUAUUUUUUGAAGGUUGUUCAAUGUUUAGCGUAUUCUGUCCUAUGGCAAAAGUCUGAAUUCUGCAUUCUGUUCCGAUUCUGCUGUUAGUAGUGGCACUUGUCAGUCUGGUAGUCCAAGAACGCUGCAUUUAGUUAAAACAUGGAUGGCUUCACACAGCCUAGAGAAUCUUGACAAGCAGCCAAAGAACAACUAGGUCCCAACAUGCAUGGUUUCUAAACCAAACACACCAGGAAGAACAUCCUGGGAAUACAGCUUGUCCCUCUAGCCCAACUUAUUUUUAAACUAGUCCCACUGCUGAUGUGCUUUGUAUUUACUGUCAAACACAGGAAGAGGCAGCUGAUGAUAAGAAAUCUGAUAGUAAAAACCAGUUAAGCAGCAUGUGGUUUUUACAAAAGUAAAGGGAAACUGUACUUGUUACCAGUGGUAAUGUGGUUUUUAAAUGGCUAGUUUGAGCUGCCUAAAGUGAUAUUGCAGCUAUAUUUCAGUUGCUGCUAUUGCAAACUUUUCUGCCUUAUGUACAGUGUAGAAGGGGAAUUGCUUGGUGGUUUUUGUUUUGUUUUUUUGUUUUGAACUGACAGGUUUUCAGUGUAUGGAAACACACUCUACAAGACUACUUAUUUAAAGAGCUGUAAGCUAUUGUGAAUAUUUUGUAAAAAGCAAAUAAAGCCCUUGAGCAACUAA